Molecule: messenger RNA, 2307 nt
Organism: Ostreobium quekettii
Lineage: Eukaryota; Viridiplantae; Chlorophyta; Ulvophyceae; Bryopsidales; Ostreobiaceae
Source: the annotation of a GenBank genome assembly
AUGGAUCGGGAUGGCGACGGGAAGCGGAGCGUGCCGUUGCUGACGCGGCUUGAAGGGAAGAACUGGCAGAUGACGGCCGGCGCGGUGGUGGUGAAUGCUCUGAUGCUGACCGUCCUUCAGUUUGAUGGCGCUGACACAUGGGCACUGAUUCCGAAACUUGAGGACGUGGAUGGUUGGAGACGGCGGGUGUACAAGCUUGGAGAAAUUAUAGCACAAGGCCUUGUGACUGCAGUAAUCACAGCCGCAGCGCUGAACAUGAAUUUCAUGCCACCUGGAUCAAACAAUUGGAAAUGGAGAGCCUUGGUUUCAUCCAUAGGCCUGUGCAUGCUGAACUUUUCGGUUUUUUUUCAGUUGCUUGAAUCAGUGGAUGUCAUGUUUGAAAGGCAUCAUGAAAGGUCCUGGAGUUCUGAUUCAGCCCAUCUUCUAUUGGUUGUGGCCGCUGCUGCCAUGAUCCUCGUUGUUGACUUUUACCAUACCAAGCUCUUUGGGUGCUUUGAGUGCGGCUGCUGUUCGUGCUGCUGUGGCAAUCGCGUUCCUAAGGUGCUCAGGGAUAGAACUAGGUCCAGAGAUAGCCGCAGAGCUGGAAGCCAGAACGAGGCAGAGUCAGCAGAAGGGAUGGAAAGCCUGGGGCCAAGUAUGCAUGAGAUGCACUACAGAGACACUCAUGGAUCUGAAGGCCAGGCAAGCACAUCACAAGGCGGCAAUGCAGAGGCUGCAGCUGGCAAUGAGCACCAGGACAAUGAGGAUGGAAUGCCUGGAGAUGAGUCCAAAGCACGUGCAUGGGUAGUGCAGCAGCCAUCAGGUGAUGUUGGCCCGGGAGUAGAUCCUGUUGGCAGGGGCAGAGCAAUGACACGAUGGGAGACCCGUGUGCUAGUGGAGCGCUGGCAAGGCCAAGUCAGGACUGAGCUGUCGCCCAGGCUGAGCAGGAAAAAAGCUGAAGUUGGAAGGGGAGAUGAGCAUCGAACUGGCCUGGCCUUCGUUGUGCAUUGCCUCACAUCUGGCCCAACGCUCAUCCGGAAGGCCAUUGUACGGAAUCUCAGGUAUUCAUGGAAUGUUAUCAAAGAGGAAGAAGGGAAGUUUCACUAUUCUGUGUGGAUGAAAGUUGCCGUUCUCACUUCCCUGCUGUUGCAGGUCUACUUUUGCAUCAAGACAUUGGAGUUCUGGUACGAGGCUGUCAAUGAUUGGAAGACAUUCGAAUUCAGUGUGACGUCCGCACUAGACAAUGUUUCAGAGACUGUGACAAAACUAUCCCAGGUAGUUAAUCAGAGAGCCGCGGCGAUUAGUGGGGUAGGUGGCAGGGGAGGUGCAGAAAGUGAGGGGCUCGCUGAAGGACUGAACGACAGUGCGAAUGGCACAGUGGCAAGAGUGGACCAGGCUGUUUUGCCUGCCCUGGGUCUGGAAGCAGUGUCGAUUGGUGAGACAGUCUUUUUGUUCUCCGGAGGCUUCGUGGCGGAUGCCGUCAAAUAUAUCUCCACCCUCCUUCCCAAGUGGCAGGCGACCAUCUUUAUAGGGUACCCUUUUGCCCUCCUCAUUGGAUUUCGGUCUGUGCAUGUGGUCCUCGCCCAGUACAAGAGAAUGUUUUUGUAUCUUGCAAGGGAGGUGGAGCUGCAGCGGGAGGCAGCUGGCAAUGGGGGGCCCACAGCAAACGAGACCUGGGUGGGAAUCGAAAAGAAGUACCCCAUCGGGGGUGCGAUCUUUUUCUUUGGAGUGCUCACCAGCACUGCAGUCAUCCAAAUGGAAAUCUUCGGCUUGCUGAUCUCGCUGCUGCUGGCCAUCCUCUCCAAUUUGAGCAACUUCGACUUGUUCUUGGACGUCGCUGGCUUUUGGUUGCUGGCCCUCCUCGGGGUCCUGGUCAUCAACAGGCUCAUUGUUGUCCUCCUUGGCAACUGGCUGUUUUCUGACGGCCUCAGAGUCCACUACCCGCAGCUCUUCUUCCUAUACAUGUUCGUCUUCUCCAUGGUGCACCUGGUGCUGGGGGUCCUCCAUGCUGUCGUCAGGCUGGUUUUCCUCUUGCUGACCACCGUUCUGGUCCUCAACCGCCUGGACUUCACGCCCUUCGCCAAAUUUAAGAACCUGGACGGUGGCCACAACGCAUUCAUGUCGAUGCUCGUCCUGGCACGCGUCAUCCAAGAAAACAAGCGGGGGCUGAAACUGGGGAUGGACGGCGGGGAUGGCUACAGCCAGGCAGUGUCCGAGUGUGGGAAGCCGAUGGAAGAGUGUGGCGGGGUGGGCAAUGGAACUGGAGGCAGCAGUGGGGUAGGGAACCCGGAUCCAAUUGGUGAGCGCGGAAGCCACUGUCCCCGUUAA